Prosopis cineraria is the source of this 2025-nucleotide messenger RNA. Its product is annotated as PR5-like receptor kinase. Gene Ontology annotation, biological process: protein phosphorylation. The record is from RefSeq and is a predicted model, not a curated record. Gene Ontology annotation, molecular function: protein kinase activity; ATP binding. The transcript has 2 exons. NCBI's taxonomy places the organism in Eukaryota, Viridiplantae, Streptophyta, Magnoliopsida, Fabales, Fabaceae. The coding region runs from base 162 to 1742 and encodes 526 amino acids.
GGACUUUUAGAAUUCAGACGUUACUGAGGAUGCGAGGAAGGUGGUGAGAAGUUUCUUCAAAUUUGAAUUUUUCUUUUUUCCUGAGCAAAACAAAUCUGAAAUUUCAUUCAAACGCGUUUUGACUUAUGGGGUGCAUUAUGGCCGAAGUCUAACACAUACCCAUGCAUAAGAAACUGUCACGGACGAUACUCUAUCUCAAACGCGUAGUUAUAUUUUCAAAGUUCAUAUUUCAUACACCUCUUUUUCCAUUUGCUUGCUCUUUUCCACCAUUAUUUCUUCACUCUGACAUCUAUUCACAAGUUUUGAGAACAAAGAUGAGUUUUGUGUUUUCUCCCCCGUCGUACCAUAGUUCGUUUGAUGAUUUUCAGACACAAGCCCAAGAUACGUUCAAUAGAUUCGGUGACAACGUUAAUUCUACGAUGAAAUGGGCAGUGGCUGAAUCUAUUGUUUAUGGGGUGGUGGUGAUAAUUGCCAUUAUAGCAGUAGUAUACGCCAUUAUUGAGUGCUUGAAGAAAGCAGGAAUGGUAAUUCCAGCUUAUACGCAGAUUUCAACAACAGAUAUUGACCAGAAAGCUUCAAACUCACAUCCCUCAAAGAACAAGGAAAUCGUGUUAGCAAUACCUCCAGAUUCACAAGUGGAGUUUGCAACUAUGGAAAGAUUCCUCGACAACAUCAACCAAGAGAAACCCAUCAGAUUCUCACCCGAGGAACUUGAAGGAAUCACAAAGAACUACUCCACUAUUUUGGGUUCUGGUGCUUUUGGGGUGGUUUAUGAAGGUGAAUUAUCAAAUGAAGAGCAAGUUGCAGUGAAAGUUCUCAACAGUUUGGAUUUGGGUACUGAAGAGCAAUUCAAAGCAGAAGUUAGCACCAUAGGAAGAACAUACCAUAUCAAUCUAGUUAGGCUUUAUGGCUUCUGCUUCCACCGUGACAAGAGAGCGCUUGUAUACGAGUACGUGCAAAAUGGGUCUCUCAACAACUUAUUAUUCGGCAGUCUGAGCAGAGAAAUUGAGUUGGGGAAGCUUCAUGAGAUUGCAAUCGGAACAGCAAAAGGAAUUGCUUACUUACAUGAGGAGUGUCAACACAGAAUCAUUCAUUAUGAUAUUAAGCCAGAGAACAUUCUUCUUGGACUGAACUUGGAACCAAAGGUAGCAGAUUUUGGUCUUGCAAAACUCUGCAGCAGAGAAAGCAGCCAUGUGAAUAUGACACACUUCAGGGGAACAAGAGGGUAUGCUGCACCAGAACUGUGGAAGCUUUGUCCUGUGAAUCAUAAGUGUGAUGUUUAUAGUUUCGGUAUUGUUCUGUUUGAAAUUGUGGGGAGGAGAAGGCAUUUUGAUAGUGGCUGCAGUGAAUCACAACAAUGGCUUCCAAAAUGGACAUGGGAUAUGUUUGAGAACAAUGAAUUGCCUGUGAUGCUUUCACUGUGUGGAAUUGAAGAGAAAGAAGGAAUUGAAGAGAAAGACAGGGAAAAGGCUGAAAGAAUGUUAAUGGUGGCUCUUUGGUGUGUUCAAUAUUCCCCUUCUGAUAGACCUCUUAUGAGUAAUGUGGUGAAGAUGUUAGAGGGUGAUAUGGAAAUCCCUCAACCACCAUUUCCCUUUCAGAAUUUGGUGUCAUCUCUACCACAUUUGACUUCAAAGGGAACCAAUGAAGAUUCAGAUGCUUCUACUUCAUGGGGGACAGAAUCUUCUCAAAAAUCUAAUUACAAAUCAGGACACAAUAUAUUCUGUGUAGAAAAAUCUGCAUAGAUGUAUGUCACAUUGUAUUUUUUUAGGGAAAAAGUUUAUUCUAAAAUUGAAAUUCCUUUUUUCCUUUCGUCAUUUUGCAGGACUCUGUUUUCAUAUUAUGAAGCCAAAUAUUUGGUGCCUAUGCUUCUUUUUUAUCUGCGCCUCACCUUUGCAACCCCUUAAGAUCUUUGACUUGCAGGAUGUUGCAUCAACUGAAGUAUAAUUUUUUGAGCACCACGGAGGUAACUUCUUUUUGUUUUAUCAUAUUAGCCUAGUAUACUUGAAAACAAGAAUCAAUUUUUUU